AUGGAGGCAGCACGGCCAUAUGUGAAAGAGAUGGCAAGCAAGCACCAUCCACAUCUCGUGCGUCUCUUGGGAUAUUGUAUCGAUCUCGACCUCUCCACACGACUCAUGGAGCAGAUUCUUGUUUACGAGUUCAUGCCCAACAACGACCUUGAGAGCUGGAUCGGUCCUAAUGUCCCCCACCCUCUUUCGCUCUAUCAAAGGCUUGAAAUUCUGAUUGGAGUGGCAAAGGGGUUGCAGUAUCUUCAUGACUUCGGCAUUGUGCAUCGCGACAUCAAGCCCGCCAACAUCCUCCUCGAUGCAAGAAUGCAGGCCAAGAUUGCUGACUUCGGGCUUGUGAAGCUUAGUGGGGGCACCGCUAUGGGCACGUCUGUGGCUGCUACACGAGUGAUGGGAACACCAGGCUAUGUGGACCCUGCGUAUUUCAAGUCUCACAAGGCCACUCCAGCAGCAGAUAUUGGCACAGGUGAGCAGAUUGGCGCAGGUGAGCAGAUUGGCACAGGUGAUCAGAUUGGCACAGGUGAGCAGAUUGGCACAGGUGAGCAGAUUGGCACAGGUGAGCAGAUUGGCGCAGGUGAGCAGAUUGGCACAGGUGAACAGAUUGGCACAGGUGAGCAGAUUGGCACAGGUGAGCAGAUUGGCGCAGGUGAGCAGAUUGGCACAGGUGAGCAGAUUGGCACAGGUGAGCAGAUUGGCACAGGUGAGCAGAUUGGCACAGGUGAGCAGAUUGGCACAGGUGAGCAGAUUGGCGCAGGUGAGCAGAUUGGCACAGGUGAGCAGAUUGGCACAGGUGAGCAGAUUGGCACAGGUGAGCAGAUUGGCACAGGUGAGCAGAUUGGCACAGGUGAGCAGAUUGGCGCAGGUGAGCAGAGUAGUUUUGGCGUGGUGAUGCUGGUGGUUAUCACGGCACGCAAGGCUGUGCAUGUGACAGAGGAAAGCCAGAUCAAUCUCAAACAAUGGGUGACCCCGUUGGUGGACUCUGGUGCUGUAUUGGCGUUUAAGGACCCCCUCUUGGACGCACCACACGACUUGGUGCUGCGCUCGACUCGCCUUGCCCUCUCCUGCACCGCCAUGCCUGUGGCCUCCCGUCCCUCCAUGAAUCAAGUGCUGGGGGAGCUGGUGAAGUUGAAGCGGGAAGUGAUCGGAGCACAUGUGGGCAAUGCAAUAUCUUGCAUCGACAUGGAAAUUGAGAGUUCCAUUGGCUCCUCCGGCUUCACUGCUGAAUUGGCCCGUGCAGAACGAGAGGCCAUGCCAACUGGCUCUCUUAUUGAGUAG
Closterium sp. NIES-65 is the source of this 1272-nucleotide messenger RNA. The record is from the annotation of a GenBank genome assembly. NCBI's taxonomy places the organism in Eukaryota, Viridiplantae, Streptophyta, Zygnematophyceae, Desmidiales, Closteriaceae.